Molecule: messenger RNA, 3637 nt
Organism: Humulus lupulus (European hop)
Lineage: Eukaryota; Viridiplantae; Streptophyta; Magnoliopsida; Rosales; Cannabaceae
Exons: 12
Coding region: 248-3235 (995 amino acids)
Source: RefSeq, a predicted model, not a curated record
AUCAUCAAGACUCGGAUUUAAUCAGAUACACCAGCCCUCACCGAAAAGAUUCCUGCACCCGCACCCCUAAAAUCUCCUCAGACCUCUCCCUCUCCCACUCCCACUCCCACUCCCACCUCCGCUUCUGCAAAUCAAACCCAACCCUCGUCUCCUCGGCUAUCGUCGAUGGAAACCACCCAACCCCAAUCAUCAUAAUUAUAUUCACAACCCAGUGCUCAACGAUAAAGUUUCAACAACAAGAACAACCAUGGAUGCGUACCAACAACAAAACUGGUACAUGAGGCCACCACCGCCGCCGCCGCCGCCACAGCAACCACCGUCGUCGACGGAUCCCUACCAGCAACCACAGCAGCAGCAACAGCCUCCGCCGCCUCCCAGGCCACCGGCUUAUCCGCAGGGCUCAUGGUACCCCAACCAGUAUCAGUACCAGCCCCCCUCACACUCUCCCUCGCCUCCGCCACAGUGGGCCCCGCCACCUCCUCCUCAUCCCCAUUCCGACCAUUACCCUCCUCCGGGUUCUUAUCCUCCGCCGCAACACCAUUAUCCUCCGCACCCCGUCCAUCAGAACCAGUUCCCUUCACCUCCUCCUCGGCCUCAACUGGCUUCUUCCCCACACUUUCCUCCUCCUCAUUCAUAUCCUCAGCCCAAUCAGGAAUGGGGGAAUCCCAAUUGGGCGCAUUCCCAAGGUUGGGAACAUCAAGCAGUUGGUCAUAACAAUGAAGAAGAUUGGGCUGCUAAGGCUAGAGCAUGGGCAGAUGCUAAAACAGCAAUGGAGAAUCAGCAUCAACAAUCUCAGUUUACAGCAGUUGGGAGACCUGAAGAUCAAAGCCAUUACCAUGACCAAUAUUCUCACUCUGUUGAGUCUCAUUAUGCAGAAAUUCAACAUCAGUCUAUGCCUACAUCUAACUAUCAACAGGUUCAACAACUUCAAGCUCCAACUGCACCUUUUCCCCGGCCUCCAGUAGCUCAUCACUCAGAGUCUCCUUCUGUCAGCUCUGAUCCAUCUUAUGUGCCAGAGGGACAUCUUCACUCUGUUAGAGAUGGAACACCAACUGCAGAUUCAAAUGCUAUGUUUCAACGUCAAGGAAAUCUACCUAUAAGUCCAUCUGUUCAUCAGCAGGAGGUACCUUCUAGUUAUUCUUCUGUUACAGGAAGCAAUGGGGUUAUGCCUUUUUCGAAUUCAUCAUCUCAGCAAGGACAGCACCAUAUGCAACCACCACAGGCUGUGCCUCUUGCUGACCAGCCUUUAGAAUUUAUGCCCAAAUUCAAUCGUGAUGACCCACUUAUGCAGUCCAGCUAUGCUUAUCACGAUUCAGUUGGACCGGCAAGAGGGAUGGACACUGUUACCGCUAUGCCUUCUAUGAACAGUUGGUCAGCUCCUGUUGCACCUGGUGUGGGUUAUCCUCCUAUUGCUCCAAUUCUGCCAUCAGGGCCUCAGCAACAUGAUCCUGCACUAGCUGUGCCUUCUUCUGUUUCUGGGCAUGCUGCACAUCCAUUUAGUAGUUUUCCUGUAUCUGGCCUUCAGCCAACAAUUCCAUCUGCUGCUCCCCCGUUUGCCCACAAUGCAGGAACUUCACUUCACCCUACAACAGCCUUUUCUGGUGAUGCCUAUGGAAUUCCUAGUAUUUCUGAGCGUCCUAAAAAGGCUUCAGUGCCUAAUUGGCUUAAAGAGGAAAUAAAGAAAGCAGUUAUCACAACAAGUUCGUCUAUGGAUCAUCCCAAGGAGGAGACACAAUCUAUUGAGGAUGAAGGUUUUGACAAUUCUGUUGGGAAGGGUGAGCAAGCAGAUAGCAAAAGCAUUGAUUCAUCUAGAUCAACUGAAGAAGAUGAGGAUGAUGAGGAUUACGUGGAUGCAGCUAGAACUGCAGCAAUUAAUCAUGAAAUAAAGCGUGUGCUAACUGAAGUUUUGCUGAAGGUAACGGAUGAACUGUUUGAUGAAAUUGCAACAAAUGUUCUCAAUGAAGAUCUAAGAGUUGAAGUUGAUAAAGAGACUGUCUCCUCAAACCAUAGGGUAUCUCCGUCUCCCUCUACACUUCCAUCUAACAAGCCGACCACAAAGAUUAUAAUCCCAGGGAAAUCCAAGGAAUACAAGAUUGAAGGCGUUGAGAAGUCUAGUUCUAGUUCCCCUGGAGAUGUACUGGGUCUUGGAAAUUAUGCCACUGACGAUGAUGAUGGUGAUGAAAUUCAGAGCUCUAGCUUGCCAAAUUCCAGGAAAAAAGAGCUUCAGCAUUCAUAUUUUGAAAAACCUUCAGAAGACAAGCAUGAUGUUGGUGCAAAUGGCAGUUCGUUAGCCCAUCCUGAAGAGCUCAACAGAAAGCAGAAAAUUUUGGAGAGUGAGACAAGUAAAGCUACCUCAGUUGAGUCUAAAUAUAGUAACAAUGAUGCUACUGCAAAUUCUAAGUCUGAUAAAAUUAGGAAAAAUGAAAGUAAUGCUGGUGGAAGUACACCAGAUGGUAUCAAUGUUUCUAGAUCAAAAAAUAUAGUUGACGUAGGUGGAUCAGAGCCUCCUGAAGAUGAUGAGAAUGUGACGAAAACAUCAAAAGAUAGCAACCAAGUUAAGGAAGUCAGGACAAAAGCUGAAAAGAAUGAUAGACAUGACAGUAAGAGGAGUUCUGGGAAAGGCUUUGGAAAGAAGGAAGAGAGUGAUAAGAGGACAGAUGAGAAGGGCAAUGGUAAUCAUAGGAGGCACGAUGAAAGGUACUCGAGAAAGGAAAAGACAGGUGAACGGAAUGGAUCCAAAGAAAGAACAAAAGAGCAAAGUGAUAAGCUCUUAGUGCCGGAAUCUGAGUCAAAGAAAAGGUCUUCCCAUGUUAAUGCCAGGGACGAUAGAAAAGAAACAGAGAGGCAACAUAAAGCUGGUGCUAAAGAAGAAAGCAACAGAAAACACGAGCAUACCAGGGAUAAGGAGAGCGAGAGAUCAAGGCACAAACAUGCUAGUGACUCAAGCAGGCACAAGAGAAGACGUUCAAUUAGUAGGGGUAGAAGCAGCAAGGACGACUCAGUUCAUCGCGAUAAUGAUUCUAGUGAUGAAGCUUCUAAUGAUUCUAAGAGGAAGUUGCAUUCAAGGAGACGCAACGUGUCACGCUCCCCCUCACCUGGCAAGUCUAGAAGAAGACUAGUUUCGCGGUCUCCACAUAGCAAGCAUUCUCAGCGCAGGCAUUCUCCCUACUCUUCUCUUGAUAACAAUAGGGCAAAGCGGUCCAGGUCCAGAUCGCCUAGUCGACGGCAGAGAUGAUUGGAAAAAGGAUGCUCUUCUUCAGGUCCUACUGUACUGGCUACAUCUCGGUUAACGGCCAGAGGUUAACGGCCAGAGACAAGAGAAAGGGAUGCCUUCAGGUCAUCUUGGUUAACGGCUAGCGAGUUUAUAUGGCAUCACACAUAGAAGCUGUGGCUACCAAGUAAUGUAGUUAAAUUUUGGUGUAUCUGGUCUUGAGGGUUAACCAUUUAUAGUCGUGACAAGUAAUGUAUGUUCAAUCCAAAAAAAGAAUCAAAAGGGGCUGUUGUUUUUCGUCUCUCUUCUAUUUUUAACUCCCUUUUAAUAUGCACAUUGCUGUUUAAGUGGUCCUAAAACAGAUGUAUGCAUUACUCAUUGUUAAGUACAAUAUAAUUCAGGCAACGACUGGUUUUUCACUGAAAA